UGUGUGUUCGCGCAAAAGGGCAACCGCGGGGAGUAUUAUUGAGUGGGUGAUGUAAGUGACGAUAAUGUUUCUUGUCCGUCAGUUGGGUAAAUUGAGACAUGGAGGAGAAUUUUGAGAUAAUUCUGAGAAAAAGUGAUAAUAGCCUCGGUUUUUCGUUACUCGGAAGUGCUGCGGGUCUGCCCCAUGUAAUCUAUGACAUCGUUGAGAAUUCCCCGGCGGCAGAAAGUGGCGAGGUGGAAGCUGGAGAUGUGAUUGUAAAAGUAAAUGGCACGGAUGUUCAUCGAUAUACAACUAAAGAAGUGCUGAAAUGCUUAAGAUUGUCUCAAGAUCCCGUCACAUUGGAGCUAAGAAGAGAUCCCAAUGUAAAAGCACACGUGCGGAAAUAUCUGGAGCAAACUAGCAAUUUGCAUCCAGAUGCUGAAAUUCGGCCAUUUAGUCUCAACGAUAGUGCAUUGUCACCCAAAGGAGCGGGAGCAGCAAGUAGUCAAGCGGGUGCAAGAUUUGGACACAAUCCGGCCUAUCGGGGACAACAGCAGCAGCAGCAGCAGCAACAUUCGGAAGUAACACAGAGUCGCCCAUCGAGGAUACCGCAAAUUGUACGUGGGCAAACUGUACCACCUGUCACCACAUCACACGCUCAACCGACAAAAAGUGCCCCGCAGUCACCGCAUGGGAAUAAAAUUAAGAAUGUCUCACAUAUUCCCUCGUCAAAUGGGACAAACAACAACAAUAACAGCCAAAUUGUUCCCCCAGCAAAUAAUAAGGCAAGAUUUGAAGCUUACAUGAUGACUGGAGAUUUGAUACUCAACCUCUCGAGGACACCACAGAGUUCAGGGUUGAUUACAUCACAUGCAAAGAAGGUGGAUAGUUUACGGGAUUCUCCGUCGAGGAUUAGCCGAAGAAAUGGUGCUAUGGCUCCACAAGCAAAAUACGAUUCAUCCCCAUCAUCGCCAACAUAUUCAACAGAUGACUUUAGUGGUGACUCAAACAAUUCCAAUAAGGUUCUCAUUGAGAAGGAUAACAAUUCCAUAAUAGAUAGCAUUGAGACAAAGGCAUCGCAACACAGUGGUUCUAUAAAUAGUGUGCAACAGAAAAGUAAAAGUGUAAAAGGAAGUGGUGUGAUGUGUAACAGUACAGGAGAAGGUGGUGGUGGUGGUGCAUUAAGUGCUAAUGACAGUGCUCCUCACAGAAAGGAUAUGUGUAGCGUGGUGAAGAGUUCAUCAUCGCAUGAUUCAGCAGCAUCAGCAGUUGUGGAUAAUAGGCAAUGGGUACAUGAUGGGAAUCAUGCAACAAGUGACAGUGUUGAUUGUGCGGGACAGCAACGUAUGGCGGAGAGGGGUGCAUCGUGUUCGUCACAGAUGAUGAUGAUGAGAAAACAGCCAAAAGAACAUACCUUUGAUAAAUCCUAUCUUCCAACAUCUUCCGUAUCUUCCUCCUCGUCAACGGUCAAAAGUGAUGCCGUGAGUUCUCCCGAUGUGUGUUUUUCAGUGCCUACAUCCCCAAUUUCGAUGACAACACCUGUCCUCGAGGAUCUUGCGGUGCUCAAGAAGCGCGAUUCUGCCAAUUCAGUCCCAACCAGCCCCGAAUCUGCUGGGCAACCAGAAACAAAGUUACGCCGUACGAAUAAUACGCAUAAUGGUGUUGUGCGCAAAUGCGAUGCAGCUGGCUUUAGGACAAGCCGCUCGGAGGAUCAUUUGCAGCAAAGUCAACGCGAUGGCCUGAGUGCGGUGAUACCCAUUGAUAUUGAUGAAGAUGUCAAUAGUUCGCUCAAUACACUCCUCGAUACGCGGCAUGAUUCCGAAGAUAGUCAAAGUAGCGAUAGGGAUCGUAUUGUAUGGACCUACAAUGCACCAAUUAUUCAACAAAUCUCCGCACAUUCAUCCACAUCACACUCCAGCUCCAUUAGUUCAUCGCCACAGCAUACGAAUACACCAGCAUCACCCACAUCCGUAUCAAGUUCCGUGAUGUCUUCAAACUCCAGCUCAAAGGGUGAGAAGAAUGCAACAAAUAGUGCCAGAAUGGAUACACAUCAAAAUCUCAUUGGGCCACCAAAUGGUGAUCAUAGUGUGUCCGAAGCUGUCUCCAAUAUCUCAAGUCCCGACUAUCAGGAUGAGGAUAAUUUGUUGAGUUCAAAGGAUAUGGCAGCAAUGGCAAUAAGUGAUCCAAGUGAUUCAGAUUCAACAAUUCUCGUGUCAGAUACAGUUCAUAGGAUACAGGAUAAAGAUAAUAAGAUUACAAUUCAUUUGCGCCAACAAAAUUCACAAUUCAUCCAGCACGGGUACUCAGAGCUCAAGAAUUCAGAAGAUGAACUCGCCACGCUUACGGAGGAUCCACCAACAAUGCAAAUUGAAUCUUCUGGGUUUCAAGAUGCAAAAGAGUCGUCACCACCUGUUUCUGAUGAUGGUAGCGACGUGGAUUCGUUGCAUUCGUAUCAUUAUUCACCGAAGGCUGUUGAUAUGCCAUCUGCAGUUCGCCUAGCCAAACGCCUCUAUGCGCUGGAUGGUUUUAAGAAAAGUGAUGUUUCUAGGCAUUUAAGUAAAAACAAUGACUUUACACGUGCUGUUGCUGAUGAAUACUUGAAGUACUUUAACUUUGAGCGACUGACCUUAGAUGAGGCUCUUCGGCAAUUCCUUCAGCAAUUCUCCCUAUCGGGGGAAACACAGGAGAGAGAACGAGUAUUGGUGCACUUCUCCAAAAGAUAUCUAGACUGCAAUCCCGGAACUUUUAAUUCUCAAGAUGCUGUUCAUACGCUUACUUGUGCUAUAAUGUUACUUAAUACGGACCUUCAUGGUCAAAAUAUUGGUCGUAAGAUGACCUGCUCCGAAUUUAUUGAUAAUCUGUCUGAGCUGAAUGAUGGUGAAAACUUCCCGAAGGAUAUUCUGAAGUAUCUCUAUCAGGCCAUUAAAAAUCAUCCAUUGGAAUGGGCACUGGAUGAGGAAUCACCUGAUCAGCAAAAAUCUCGUGCAGACAACAGUAUUCAGGGCAAUCAACUUGGAACAAAUUCCCUUUUGGAUACCAUGAAUAGUGUGGCUGCCAUUGAAUAUAAGAAAGGAUAUGUGAUGCGAAAGUGCUGCUAUGAUUCUAAUUAUAAGAAAACACCAUUUGGAAAACGUUCCUGGAAAAUGUUCUAUUGUACCUUACGUGAUUUGGUGCUGUAUUUGCACAAGGAUGAGCAUGGUUUCAGAAAAAAUCAGAUGUCUGACAAUGUUCACAAUGCAAUUAGAAUUCAUCAUGCACUCGCCACAAAAGCAACAGAUUAUACGAAGAAGCAGCAUGUUUUUCGAUUACAAACUGCCGAUCAGUCAGAGUAUCUCUUCCAGACGAGUGAUUCGAAGGAAUUACAAUCGUGGAUUGAUACGAUCAAUUGUGUGUGUGCCUCAUUUUCAGCACCCCCACUUGAGGGGGGUGUUGGUAGCCAAAAACGCUUUCAACGGCCAUUGUUACCAAGUAAUCAUACAAAAUUGCUUCUGAGGGAGCAAUUGUUGUCGCACGAUACCAAGAUAAUACAGCUGGAGAAUGAGAUUGAGGAGCACAGACGUGGUCCAGUGCCAACAAAGGGUCUACCAUUGCAGAAUUAUAAGGAAAAAGAAAGUUUCCUCCUCUAUGAGCUAAAGAGGUACAAGACAUACUCAGAAAUCUUGAGUACACGUAUGAUGUCGGGUGAGCAGGAUAUACAAAAUGCCAUCUCGCAGCAACAGACGCCAGCGGGUUUGCUGUCAGAUGAGGGACUCUCAAAUACCUACCACAAUUCCUUAAUAGCCAAUACAGGUGGGGGUUUCCAAGUGGGACCCAAUGGUGGGAGUGGACAGAAUGCUGGUGCCACCAUGCAGCAACCACCACAUGCAGAAUCCAUGCAGAUGACAAUGCAACAGCAGCAGCAACCGGCAACUAACAGGAAGGAGAACAAAUAUAAAACUUAGAGACUCGUGUGUAAAAGAUUAUAUUUGAAAAGUAUAUAUAUAUAUAAGGAGAAAAAAGUAUAUAGGUAACGUGAAUAUAUCUCUGAACAAAAAAAAAGAGUAAAAUGUGAAAAAAGUGUAUUUUAUUAUUAUUUAAAAAAUAAUAUAUAAAUGUGAAAUAUUUACUUUAUUAAUGUAAUAUCAAAUGAAAACCUAUUGCUUUUUUUUUAAGAGAAAAAAAAACAAUAUUACUUAAAAAAAUAAUGAAAACAGGAAACUGAAAACUCUUCUACCAAAAUAUAAAUCCGUUUUCCCAAAUUUUUGCAAUUUGUGUAAAAGACGAAGAUUUUUUUUAAAUAUAAAUAAUACUUAUCAUUAGAUCCCUCACUUGCCUUAUUAUGUCCAAUAUCUAAGUAAAAAAUAGUGUCAACAAUAAGUGAAAAAAAUAUUUUGUAUACCUAAAGCGCAAUUUUUGUAUUUCUUGUCUUAAGUUAUUAUUAUUUUUCUUUUUCUUUUCGAACUAUAAUUAUAUUAAUCUUAAACUAACUUUCAGUAAGUUGAAAAAAUAUAUACUACGAAGAAAGGCAUUUACAGCAUCACAUUUAUUAUAAAAAAAAGAAAAAAGUUCUACGUGCUAUUUUUCUAUAAAUUAAGUGAUAUUAGUUUGUAAAAAAAUUCUCAUUUACUUAAAAAGAAAAAGGAUAAAAAGAAAUUUGUGGAAAUAAGAUGUUUUCCAAAUAAAUCCAUAAAAAUUAAAUUUUGAUUCUAAAACAUUGGCUCUCAAGAUUAAAAUGCAAUUUUUCUGUAAAAAAAAAAAGAAUUAUCAAAAUAUGAGAAUUUUCUUUCCUUUAAUCCAAAAAAAAAAUGCAAAAGCGCUAAAAGAUUUUUUUUUGCAAUUUUGGAAAAUCAUUGAAAAAGAAAAUUAAUGAAAAAGAAAGGAGAUGCGUGAAAGGAAUUUUAUUGAAAGGACUAUUAUAUACAUAAUAAAAUAGUAAAGCAUUUUAAUACCUACAAUACUAUCGAUACUAGCUUUUAGGAAAUUCUAAUAUAUAAACUGAAUUUCUAUAUUAUUGUAAAAGAUAUAAGGACAAAAUUAUAUACAAAAAUAUUUUUCUUUUUCCUCUUUAUUAUUUAUCUAUUUCUUGUUUUUUUUUGUUUAACAUUUUUGAGAGAGAAAAAAUCAAGGUCGUGAUUAUGAAUUAACUGAAGAAGCAUAGAAUUUAUGUAUAAUGUACUAUAAUAUUCUCUCAUUUUGGACCAUUUCUUUUUUUUUUUUAUUAAAUGAGUGUAAAAGGAAUUUACAUAUAAAAUUUAUGUAUAAAUGUUCACGAAUAUUUUUUAACGCAACAAUAACAUUUUUUUGUAGCUUUAUUUUGCAAAAUAUCCUUUCAUUGAGCCAUUGGUGACAAAUUAUUAUUAUUAUUUUUUUGCAUUGAGAGUUUUUCAUUGCUUUAAUUAAUUAAAUUGGAUAUAUUAAUGCCACUAUGUUGCAGAACAAAAAAAAAGGAAGGAGGUAUUAUGCGCAGCUCUAAUUUGUUUUCAUGCAAAGAUUUAUUAGGGUGAUAUAUAAAAUAACAAUGUGAAAGAUUCCGAGAAAUAUUUUAUCAAAAAAAAAAUUAUCAUGAGAUUAAUAAAUGGAAAAGAAUGAAAGUUUACAUAAAA
Molecule: messenger RNA, 5561 nt
Organism: Lutzomyia longipalpis
Lineage: Eukaryota; Metazoa; Arthropoda; Insecta; Diptera; Psychodidae
Gene: Efa6
Product: PH and SEC7 domain-containing protein
Exons: 15
Coding region: 99-3920 (1273 amino acids)
Biological process (GO): regulation of ARF protein signal transduction
Molecular function (GO): guanyl-nucleotide exchange factor activity; phospholipid binding; protein binding
Source: RefSeq, a predicted model, not a curated record